GGGUCUUCAAGAACUAAACCCAGGCCUGGCAAGCCCAGAAGCUGAUUAGCCUGGGAACGGGUACUAUAGGCUCCAACUCAUUGCCAACCCUAGCUUUCAGUUUGUAGAAAUGGGGCCUAUGGUCCAUUAUCCAAACCAUUGAUAUUUCCCGGCUGCAGUGUGGAUGGCCGAUGGACACAAAAAUACCCCAAAUAGAAAAAUCCUAACCCUUCAAUAGGUGUCCCAGAAAAAAAGAUGGUUGAGAAAGAAAAUCCGGCACUAUUCACAUCCAACAGAUCUUUCUUGCAGGUUGAACCCCAUCAGAUCAUCGCCAUGGUAGAUACCGAACAAUUUCCUACAGGCACUGAAUUGAUUGGCUCUACGAUAGAGCAGCUUGGCAAGGCAUUUGCUGACCUUGAAUCACUAAGGAAAGGUUCUUCUGAUCACAAGGUUCAAUGGAAGGAAAUUGAAGAGUAUUUUUCUGAUCUUGAGAGAACAUUGAAGAAGAGAUGUGAUGAGUUAGCAGAGAAGGAGAGGGUAUUUGAAGAGGAGGAAUCAGAGACUCGAGCAUUGCUUGUGCAGAGAGAGGCAGAAGUAGCUGCUAAAGAACAAGCUUCGUUGGACCGGCUGCAGGAGCUAAAGGAUGCUGCCGUUGCUGCUAUUUCAGAGGCACGUGAGAAAUACAAGAUGGAAUUUCCCGAGCCUGCCAUCAUCCAAACCAACAAAGCAGCCAAGGUAAGCAGCUCGUCCAACGGUGAUCCCAUUGCACCUGUCUCUGUCCCAGAGGAGAAAUCCCCUGAUAAAUCGGGAGGACAUGCCGACAUCGUGGCUGCUGAAGUUAAGCCCCGUCCUGAGCUGACGCAUGAGCUGAUGCAAUUUUGCGAGCAGAUGGACAUAAAAGGGAUUCUGAAAUUCAUUUCAGAUAACCGGAGAGAUCUCGCGGCCAUACGUGAGGAAAUUCCCAUUGCAUGGAAAAGUGCAACCAAACCAGCCCGUCUGGUUCUGGAUGCAUUAGAGGGCUUUUACCCUCCUGAUCAAACCAACCAUCAAGAAAACAAGAAGGAUGCAGCCCUUCAGGGCCUGCGAAGAUCCUGUGUUAUGUUGAUGGAAUCUGUGGCCCCAUUGUUGGUGGGUUCCGACUCUGAGCCAAGUGCUGAUCACCCUCUGAGCUCUGAAACUAAGCAGCAAGCCAAGGCAAUUGCUGAUGAGUGGAAAACGAAAUUGAUGAGUGCGGAUGUUGAUUCUGCCAAUGGGAAUUCAUUGGAAGCCCAGGCAUUCCUCCAGCUCCUUGCUACCUUUAGCAUUGCUUCAGAGUUUGAUGAAGAUGUACUUUGCAAGCUUGUCCUUGAUGUUGCUCAUCUCAGGCAGACACCUGACCUCUGCCGUUCUCUUGGGCUAACUCACAAAAUGCCAGGUGUAGUUGAAGAAUUGGUGAACAGUGGGAAACAGAUCGAUGCCAUCCAUUUUGUGCAAGCCUUCCAACUCACUGAAACCUUUCCCCCUGUACCUCUAUUGAAGACAUACUUGAAAGACCUGAGGAGAAAUUCCAAUAGGACAGGUGGGAAUUCAGGAGCCACCGUUAUGCAGGUGCAUAUUGGACUACAAAUUGAGAAUGAUGCAAAUGCACAGGAGCUUGCUGCACUUAGAGCAGUCAUUAGGUGUAUUGAAGAGUACAAGCUCGAAUCGGAGUACCCACUUGAUCCCCUUCAGAGACGCGUGUCUCAGCUGGAGAAAGCAAAAUCCGACAAGAAGAGGAUGGGGGAUGGAGCAAAGCCUCCGCCUAAGAGGCCUUGGCCAAAUGGAGGAUUCGUCCCCCGGAUGCCCUUUGUCUCUGCAGACAGACAGCCUCAGACUUACGGCAACAUGGGAGGGUAUCGCGGAGGUACAGCAAGGUACCAAUAUACUGCCAACUCAGCCACGUAUGACUAUGAGGUGGCGGGUCAGGGUGUCUAUGGUCACCAGCAAUCAAAUGCCCCACGACCAAAUUAUCACCCACAUGAGAGUGUCCCUGUUACCUCAUUUGGUGGUGCUUUGUCAAACUAUGGGUCCCAUACAGGGAGUGGGUUGCAGCCUUCCCACCAACCAUACAUGUAAUGUGAAUUACGAAGGAUUUUACGGGAGUCUUUUACCAUUCACAGGUUGAGGUUAGAGGAAAUGUGGUGAGGGUUUGUUUAAGACAGGUACAGGCUUCUUUCCUUUUCAAAGCUGUAGGUUUUCCAUAUUUCUUCCUUGCUGUAGACUUUUUUGGCAACUUGUAUACGUUAGCAGAUGCAGCAGUUCUAGUGUUCUUCGAAAA
Molecule: messenger RNA, 2275 nt
Organism: Magnolia sinica
Lineage: Eukaryota; Viridiplantae; Streptophyta; Magnoliopsida; Magnoliales; Magnoliaceae
Product: FRIGIDA-like protein 3
Exons: 4
Coding region: 235-2073 (612 amino acids)
Source: RefSeq, a predicted model, not a curated record